GAGAGACGUGACGUCACUCUGGCUCAGGGUUGCCAGAUAAACUUUUCUAAUGGUAUAAAAACUGUUUUCAGAAAACUUCAAGGAUCGAUUUGAUGUCCUGCUUGGCAUUCUUAAGGAACUUUUCGCAGUUUUCGUCUGCUGAGAAGUUGGGUCGGUCGGUCGGUUGCUGUCGCUCAAGCGGAUGAAUGAAUCGUUAAAUGCGUUAAAUUCAUCCAGUAAUACUUCGAAUCUAAGGAAUGGAAUAGUCAAAAUGACGGAACAGCUGGUUCGUGAAUGGCUCUCUGAUUAUGCAGGCCUCAGUCCGGUGGAAGCUCAUACUUUUGUAGCCUCCCUAGAACAUAAUCAAGAACUGGUGGCCGCCAUCUAUACUGUUCUUGAGGGUCGCGAUCAUUAUCAAAAGCUUGUGGAUCCAGUGUGCAACCAACUAUUCGCGUUCUAUCGAUCAAAGGAACCAGAACUUCAAAAAUUUACCAUUCAAUUCAUACCAACACUCGUAUAUGUAUACCUGAACUCUGUGUCAUGCAGAGAAAAAAAGAAUGAUUGGAGUGUGGAAACUCUGCUCCUUGGAAUUUACAAUCUAGAAGUUGUUGAUGAAUCUGGUCAGCCCAAAGUUGUGUCAUUCCGUUUACCAUCUCUAGCACAAUCUUCUAUUUAUCAUGAGACUAUGCAUUUGGACCCUGCAUCCCUUACUCAAAAAGAAUUGCGCCGUCUGGAAGAAUGUAAUACUAGACUGAUAUCUUGGGGUCCUUUGCCUCAAGUAGAGUCCCUAAAUGCUCAGAACAGACUUAAAACUAUGACUACUCUUCUCUUUGUCUAUAAUCGCCAUCUGAGCAGGUUCCACAAAUCAGCUUUGGAAAAACUUUGUAGAGUGUGUUCAAAAAUUGCAGCACAAGGAUUUACUCGGGUGAGUAGCCAUCCUCAUAGCAACAGUUCCGCAUCUCUAUCACCUCAGCGUCCACCACCUCGCAUACCAGUUUCUUCCCAAUUUUUAUUGGAGCUGCUUCAUGCUAUUUACUUUGCAAUGUUUAAUGAGUUAAGCAGCAUGGCAGUGCAGGCUCUAGAAGAUGUUCACUUCAGAGGUUGUUACGAGUGUCUCCCUGACAUAAUGCUAGUUGCUGGAGCUAUUCGAAACUCUAUCAAGGAUACUCCCUCAGGUCAAGCAUUGGAUGGACCAAUGGGUAUCAGCAUGGCUGUAUCUCCAGCUACAAACACUGUCACUGUCUCCAAAUCUAUGAUCACAAACGCGUCAUUCAGAACGAAGAAGUUACCAGAUGACAUCCCCAUCCAGCAGCCAGCAGAUGGAACAUCUGCUGAUGUGAAGGACCCUAAAAAUUUAAUGUCAAUUUCCGAAGAGAAAGAGGAUGAUGCUGUUGGUGGAUCAUCAGUCCCCGAGCGACUCACACCAAGAGGAAGUUCACUGAGAGCUGCAAGUGGCAUGAGUUUGCCUAAGCUACCAAACUUGCAAGCGCUAGUUGGCAAAAGGGGAAGGAAAGAGGGCAGCCAAGAACGCAAAGUAACUCCUCCCCAUCAAAAUAAGACCUCAUCCAAACUUCCUGCUGUGAAUGGAGAUUCAUUUGAACUUGACAGUUUGCGUAAAAAAGGUAAUAGUGAAAAUGGAGUUCUUACAAUGGAUGAUGGGGCUGACUCAAUUGAUUCUGUCGAUAAAGCUUCUGCUGAUAGUAUUGAAAACCUACACAACAAUGGUGGUCCAGCCAGUGAUUCUGGGUCAUUUAUGACUGUUGACUCGGGGGACACUGUUGAUGGUGACAAUCUAACAACUAAUAGCUCUGCCACACCACUUUUAGGCAGGAAAAGCAAUGCUGUUGAAAUUGAAAAUCGUGGUUCUUUGCAAGUCAGCACAGUGUGAUUUAGUAGCUAGGUAGAUAAUCAAUGCCUGUAUUUGGUGCCAAUAUGAAAGUACCAUCAAGGUCAUGGUUUUAAUUAAGUGGAAUUUUUUAAAUCUUAAGGAACAACUCAGAUGAUGCCAUCACAAUACAUACCUGUGUGUUAGAAUGAUUACUUAUUCAUCCUAUAUGGUGUUAACUUAUCAUGCACGUAAAAGAGAAUUGAUAAAGAGCUUCUCGGAGCAUAUUUUGUUGUUUAGAUAGCUGUAUCAGGUUGAGUGAGAUGUCAGAAAGUUUCUUCAAAAACCGCUGGAGCACACCUUUGUGUAACAGUGUAACAGGUAUCUCCGCUUGCCUAAUACGCAACAUUCGGACCAGCAUGCAGAGGUGUUGCCUAGUAGGCAGGCGGAGGUACCCUCCGCUCCGCGUAGGUGUGCUCCGGCGGUUUUUGCCUAACUUUACUGGCAGCAUUUUUCAUUUCCUAAAAGCUUUACUGCACUGUAAAAUUUCCUUUAUCCAACUCAUUCAUAUUUACAUGGCACUAAAAGUUGUUGGUGUAGCAACAAAGUUUCUAACCAACUUCAAUCUGAAUGAAAGCCAUAUGUGGAAAGAAAUUGUAGUAAGAAAGGGGUGGUUGGGAAUGGAUGACUCUUUAUGGAAGAUGAUGGAAAUUUGUAUACCCACUGCCAUGUUGUGGGGUUUAUAGGGACGAGGCCACAUACUGGAAGUCUGUUGCAAUAUCCAAGAACUAAAUUCCAUAGGUUAUUUAAUGUGAUCAUGCUCACUGUCAUGUUCUUUAGUGUCAUGCUAUAGUGCCACUGUAACUUGCCUCUCAGAUAGGAUAACUAGUCCAUGCUUGGGGGAAGUCAAAAUAUUCCUGUAUUUUAAUACAUUCCCCUAUUUGUUGGAAAUCAGACUAGUAUGACAAACAUUUUGUUGAUUCAUAGCAAAGAAGCAAGGACAUUUCUUGUUAGUGUUACAUCUACUCUUAUCCAGAGUGUAAAUUUGUUUGUAGGUAGAUAAACUGUGAGAAAUGUGUUAUUGACCGCUUUUACUUACCCAUAUCUACAGUACCUAAGACUAGCAGAAAAAUAUCUGCAAAUAUAUUAAUUCUUGCAAAAUAAUUUUGUUCCUAUCAGAACAAUGUACUGUGAAUUUAUUAUACUGCAAUACUGGUAAGCGUGUUCUACAGUGAAUUGAAUAAUAACUGUUAUCACAUUAGUAAACAGGUUCUGUUUAUAUAUGAAUUCAGUCUACGUAAGUACCUCACUAGCGUCAAUUCCUGGUUGAGGUUUUGCCACUAUCUAUGUCUACGAUAGUCAUCUUACCUUUCUUUCAAUUCAUUUUUUUUUUUCGUUUGAAACUGUCUUAUGUACCUGUCCUUUCUUUCAUUUUCAUUUGUUUAAAUGGCUUGAACAUGUGAUUUAUGUCACAACUUUAUUUUUAUUUUUAACACAUAGUAAGUAUAUUUGUGUCAUGUCAUAAUUUGAGCUAGUUUCUAUUUUUACUCGUUCUUUACCACCAAAUUACACCGGAUCGGACACCAUCUUGUGGCUGUUCUCUCAGAAUAUGCACCACCUACUGAUAUUGUAAUUGGUUAUAUCUCAAAUCCUAAUAUUGAGUCAAUAAUAGAACUUUUUUUUUAAUUAUGUAAGUAAAACUGAAAAAUUCUGAUGCUUUCAUUUUAAGUCCUUAACACUGCAUGAAAGAAAUAGUAUUUGGAGAAUAAGUAGAACUACAUUAGAAACUUUAUUGUGAACAGUCUUCUCAUAAAGCCUUCAAUUUUUUGUUGUCGUAGUGUUACUUAAAAAAAAAAAAAGGAUGCAAAAUUUGUUUGGUAUUCUUCAAGUCUAGUCCACACACAGCUGAUGGUGCUGCCAACUGUGCUGUGUCUGCUCUGUAAAUGGUUAUUGUUGUGUUUCAACAACAAAAACAAACUCCUACUAUAUCUGAGAUGAAAGCAGUUACUCACUACCAUAAAUUUUCAUUAAAUUGGUGAUAAAGAACGAGUAUAUUCUUAGCACAAAAUGAAUUGUGUGUUUUGCUUCUCCCUUGUUUUUAUUUCCUGGAAACAUUAGUGAUCUAUCUAUUUAUGGGUGGAUUGGGAGCUAUGUACACCAAUAUUUUCUUGUGAAGGGUGUGUUGUAUUUGUUAGUGAAGGAAAGAUAAAUGAUACUACCCCUAUUGUUGUCUUGAAACUUUUCUGUCUUUAACAAGUAUACCUAUAUGUAUCUAUAUACAGUAUAUUAUCUGGUAAUGUAGUUCUUUUUGCUGGUUGUUGGUUUGGCAUACUGCCUAAACAGUACAUGCAUGUGGUGUUAGAGCUUAACUUUGUGCAGUCCAGUUGUUAAUUAAAAUUUCUAAUUUGUUUCUAUAUAACAAGCAUUUUCAUCAGAUCUUGUAUUUACAACACCUAAAAUUGAUGGCUUCUAUUAAGUCAUGUGUUUUUUGUGGUUCUGUAUUGGACCUAGAAUUUCUCGAGGACUUUUAUACUGACUAUUCCAUUUACCUCUAACAUUCUUUCAUGUGACAUAAUGGCUAUUUACUUACUUUUAUUUUUCUGAAAAUCAUAUGAUCUCGUCUUGUAUCAAAAAUUAUAUGUAUGCUCAUGAAAAGUGUUCACGUUAGGAUGUGAAGUAGGAUAUUGCGUUAGCGACUAGGGAGUAAAGGAGUUGGGGAGUAGGAGAGUGGGAGCUACUCCCCUCGAGUGCGAGUGGCAGUCUUUUAAGGAUUUUGACAUUUAUAGAGAACAGUUUGACGCCCUUCUUUGUUAAUUUGCUAUUUUCAUUCUCGAACGCUGCCUGAGAGCGAAAACGAAUGUGAUCCGCAACAGCAAACUGCCACUCAUACUUGAGGGGAGUAGCUCCCACUCUCCUACUCCCCAACUCCCUAUACUCCCCUAGUCGCUAACGCCAUAUCCCCCAGUGCUUUUUUUUGUUUGUCAUUUUUCUUUUUAACAUCUGUUUAUUUUGUGAUUCUUAUCACAUGCCUUAAUUAAUUCAGUAGCUUUUCACAUUUCCUAUCAAUUCUAAAUUGACUGCGUUAGCUUUCAAGCGUUUAAUAGCAUGUAGAUUAAUUGUUGAUGAAACUAUUAUUGUAAAUACAUCUAAGCUGUGAUCUCUUGGUUUGUUGACUUCAUGUUGUUUCAUAAAAUAAUUGUUAUUGGUCAUAGAUUUAACACCAUUCAUAAAAAAUCUGUGUUAUUUUUGUGAAUGAUUUUUCUUUUUAGAAGAGAUAUGAAGCAGAAUUGCCACUUAGAGGGUGAUUGGUUUAUUAGUUGAUUGAUGCAAUAAGCAAGCAUGUCACUUCUGACAUGAGUGCAAAUUCUGUACAUAAUAAAUAAUAUUAUCUUCAAAGUUA
Molecule: messenger RNA, 5204 nt
Organism: Frankliniella occidentalis (western flower thrips)
Lineage: Eukaryota; Metazoa; Arthropoda; Insecta; Thysanoptera; Thripidae
Gene: Hyccin
Product: hyccin
Exons: 10
Coding region: 182-1867 (561 amino acids)
Biological process (GO): protein localization to plasma membrane; phosphatidylinositol phosphate biosynthetic process
Cellular component (GO): plasma membrane
Source: RefSeq, a predicted model, not a curated record